Messenger RNA from Cotesia glomerata, 1183 nucleotides. RefSeq lists its product as uncharacterized. Bases 216 to 863 code for a protein of 215 amino acids. The transcript is spliced from 5 exons. The record is from RefSeq and is a predicted model, not a curated record. NCBI's taxonomy places the organism in Eukaryota, Metazoa, Arthropoda, Insecta, Hymenoptera, Braconidae.
UCUCGCUGGACAGUAUGGCGAUAGCUAGAGUUACUGCGCCUUUACAAUCCGGCUUUUUGUUGUGAAUUAACCGAGUGUUUGGUCUCGGAAGUUAACUAAUUGCGCUCCUUCUGGGAAGAGAGUUGUCGUUAGCCUCCAGCCUCACGGGUCCUUAAUAUUUGCUCUAUUUAUCCUCAAGGAGCCUCUGAUUUGCUGACAAAUUCGAUAUCUAAAAAAUGGCGCCGUUCAAGCUGCGAUUUUCAAAAAUGGGCAAAUCCCGAAGCAAAGGAAGCCGAAGCGACAGCAGUGAGUACGAAGACGUGGGAUCAAGCUUAGAUUUCGGAGGAGCGAGCAACCCGGGUACUCCCGGAACAGAAUUCAACGUGAUGUCGCUCCCAAACGAGCCGCAAACCCCCCUGACAAAUUCCCCGCCUCCCUCUUACGAGCACGUGCUGCAAGAGACACAGUUGAGACGCACGCCGAGCGAAGUUGAAGAGGGUGAAGAGGAGUUCGCUGAGGCUGAAAACGACGGCAACGUGACUGUAACGGAGAGCGUGGUGCUGAGCAGCAAGGGCAGAAUGCUGACAUCCGGAGUAAGCAGGGUGAGCGGCGAGGGUGAAGCCAGUUUGGUCGGCAACAAGAUCAUCGUCAAGGGCCCCGAGAUACUCCACAAGUCCAGCAAGGAGCUCUAUCGCGCCAUCGCCAAGCAGUGCGGAAUCACCUGCAAGAUGAGCGAUCAAUGUCGGUGCUUAGACUGCCAGAGCCACUACUUUGAUUGCGAGUACGACAAAGACGAGCUGGAAAAGACUGACGGCGGACUAGGAGCUGGUACUCCGAUGUUCAUCGCCGAAGUCAUGCACGGAACAGCUUGUGUUCUCCUCUAAGAAUGAACGGACUGAGAGGGUCAUGCCUCGGUGGAACCAAGGAUGAGAGGAUCAGUGAAGUAUUAGGCUGUAAUAUAUGUGCAAUUAUACACAUAUAUAUCUUUACUUUAAUCAUUAAUUAAAUACGGGUUCGGUUUUAUGUCCCGAAUUAUUUGAUAAAUAAUCAUUAAAUAAUACUAUUAUAUCAUCAAGUAAUCAAAGUAUUUAAUUAUAAUUAUCAAAAAUUUUCAUCCCCAAUUAUUUGACAUUAUUCUUAAUGGUCAAGACUGAUUUAAUUAAUUGUUUUAUAAAUUUUGUAACUUUUUUUUAUUCAUAAUAAG